GUGUCCUGUCAUAUCCAAUUACAUAACAGGAUUAACAUGGCUAUGGCUGCCAAAGUUAAGAUCAUACAAAGAGAAACUAUCAAACCAUCUUCUCCUACUCCUCCUGAACUCAAAAUUCAUAAGCUCUCCCUUCUUGACCAGCUCAUUCCGACCAAUUACAUACCAGUAGUUCUCUUUUACCCUGCAAAUGAUGGUGAUAACUUAGAUCACCAUGCCAAUUCCACUGAAAGAUCUCUGAAGCUAAAGACAUCAUUAUCUGAAACCUUAACUCACUAUUACCCAUUUGCGGGCAGAAUCAAAGACAGUACCUCUGUAGAGUGUGAUGAUCAGGGAGCUGAUUUUAUCCAAGCUCGAAUUAAUUGUCUUCUUUCAGAUGUUCUCAAGAGUCCUGACGCAGUUGUCCUCAGGCAAUUCUUGCCUGCAGCUAUAACAUCUACUGAAGCAGCAACAGGAAAUUUAUUACUCGUCCAAGCUACUUUCUUUCAUUGUGGUGGCUUGGCAGUUGGCGUUUGUAUCUCGCACAAGAUUUCCGAUGCAACCACAUUAAAGGCGUUUAUCAAGUGCUGGGUCGCAACCGCUACAAGCUCAAGUACUGAGUCGGCGACUCCUCUAUUCAUGGGUGCAUCUAUUUUCCCACCUGUAGACAUCUCGAUUCCAACUUCCGUAGUUGAGCUGAUGAAAAAACAAUGCAUUACAAAGAGAUUUGUGUUCACUGGCUCAAAGAUUGCUGCUCUGAAGGCUAAAGUCGCCAGCACAACCAUGCGGAACCCGACAAGGGUAGAGACUGUUUCAGGACUUUUAUGGAAAACUGCAAUGGCUGCAACAAGAUCAAAAUUGGGGUACUCUAGACCAUCUGUUUGGUCUAUGCCUGUGAACAUGCGUACAAGGUUCCUGCCGCCCCUACCUGAAAGCUACGCGGGUAAUUGCCUGUUGCACAUCAAUCCGAAGAUAGCGGACGAGUCAGAAUUGAAAGAGCUAGUGGGUAGAAUCAGGAAAGAAAUAGAAGGAUUUCGUGAAAAUUAUGUGAAGAAACUCCGAGGAGAAAGAGCAGUACUAGCAACUUUUGGGUUCUUUCAGGAGUAUGGAAACCUGGCCAUGAAUAAUGAUAUAGACCUUUAUACAUGCACCAGUUGGUGCAAACUAGAGCUGUACGAUGCUGAUUUUGGAUGGGGAGGGCCAUUAUGGGUUGGUAUUGAUAGUAUACCAUUGAGUAAUGUUGUUUGUUUGAUGGAUACAAGAGAUGGUGAUGGAAUUGAAGCAUGGUUAACUUUGGGUGAAGAAAACAUGGCCCUGUUUGAAUCUAAUCAAGAGCUUCUUCAAUUUGCUGCUGUCAAUCCUAGUGUUCCCUUUUGCAAUGUCUAGUUUCUAAGGAAAGCCAACCUCCAGUUUAAUUCUCAAUUUGUUUUUCAUAUUAA
Ricinus communis (castor bean) is the source of this 1415-nucleotide messenger RNA. Its product is annotated as stemmadenine O-acetyltransferase. NCBI's taxonomy places the organism in Eukaryota, Viridiplantae, Streptophyta, Magnoliopsida, Malpighiales, Euphorbiaceae. The coding region runs from base 37 to 1362 and encodes 441 amino acids. The record is from RefSeq and is a predicted model, not a curated record. The transcript has a single exon.